AUGGCGGAGUCUGCUCAACGCACUGACCCCCGUGACGCAAGUCCUUUGGUUAGCAGCCAUACGUCCGUCACCGAUGCAACUGACCGUAGCACUAGUGAGCUCCGUCACUUGCAGCGUCCGGCACACGGAAACGUCAGUCAGCUGUCCUCGCCAGCGGACUUUGGGGGUCUUGGAACGCGUCAAUUUCUUCGGAAACAGUUGACAACUCCAGGCUCGGCGACAUCUGCUUCGUCGUUCGAGGAUAGCGUUUCCUCGAACGGAUUCUCGGAUGCGGGCACGCUAUCGUCCGGGAGGACCAAGUCGGACCAUGGCACAGCAACGUCGUAUAAGCAAAUGACCAAGAAACUGUCGUCUCCGAGUCGUGCAUCGCUUGCGAGACAUCUGAUGGACACGAAAUUUGAGACGAACACAGUGACUACGACCACUAGCCGUGAUUUGCCUCCUGGAGAGAUACUGAGCAACUUGGUGGUGAAGCGAGUGCCAUUCAGCUACGAUGUCAGUCAAGACGCGUCGAGCUCGAGAGCAUCGGUGUCGCCUCGGACUUUGACCCAACCGACUCAACAGAUCACCGCGUUGCCACGCAAGAUGAUACGUCGUGUCGUCAUCCGCAGAACUGGUGCCGACGGACGAGUUCAUGAAGAAGUGCGGUACGUCGACGCUGACGGACAGGUUGUCCAGCAACACGAACAAGUGCGUUCUGCCGAAGCUGAGACAACGACGAAGGAGUCGGCGGCUCUCUCCGGACAAGCGAUCUUCAGUCGUGAGCUCCCGACGUCAGCGACUACAUUGCGGCGUGUUGUAGUCCGACGGACUGGAGCAGAUGGACAAGUUCACGAAGAAGUCAAAUUCGUGGACAUGCAUGGCAACGUCGUGCGGUCGGAAGGUCGCAGUACUUCGAGCUCUUCGGAAGCUAAUGAGGCGACACAGCAAGAUGAGAUUCCUGUUCACAGCUCGAAACGAGUCGUUGUGCAGAAGAUCGAGACGGAUGGAGAGGUCCAUGAAGAAGUGCAGCUCGAAGAUACUGAUGGCAGUGUCGUUGAAAGCGAUGAAAGCGAUGAAAGUACAUCGACUUACGGUAGCAGAGUCCAGCAGAGCAGACAGACAGCAUCGGACACUUCGAUGCACGAAAACUCUACCGAGGCCUUGGGCUCACGGAUUGUCACGCGUCACGUACAUCGCCGUACGCUGACCCGGAAGGAAGAGACUUCGGUCCCGGCCCAAGAGUACAUGAAUUGGGGUGACGAAAUGGCUGAAGAGGCAGACAAUGCACUGUUCAGUGCCAGGAGCUUCUCCAGUAGUGUUAGCAGUGUUUCGAGCGACAUUUCCACUAGCCGAACGAGUCGACGCAUUGUUACUCGUCGUGUAGUCACCCCGCAGCGUGUCGUUCGUCGCAUGGUCGUUCGAAAUGGCACGACAAGCUCUCGCACUGAAGCCGACAUGGACGAACUGGAUGGGGUCGAUGCAGAAAGUGUUGCAAGUGAGGACGACUUCAGCAACGACGAAUCGCUCGGUCAAUCAAGUCGCGGUAAGUACUCCGUGGCGAGAAGUAUGGAGAUACUGAGCAGAAGUCGAGCAGGGGUCACUCGGUCGCCGCCUUCCGUAAGCCAUGCACGUGAAGCAGCUGAGGACGCUAUGGGCACAUCCUCUACAGCUCCCACUGAGGGCCAGGGAGUCACGACGACAUUCGAUGGCGCAGGGACCAUGCGAACUAUCGCUCCUCUGACCGAAGUUCAUUUGUCGAGCUCAGGACUGUCAUGUGCUGACGUUAGCGCCCUUGAUGUCAAACGAAAAGCAUACAAUGUCAGCGCUGUGGCAACAGGCAGCACGUUGGCUGAUGAUGAUGUGGAGUCCCUUGCUAUCGUCGCUCAUCCGGCAAGUUCGUACCACGAGAUUGACACCAAUGGAGGAGUAAAUGGCGACUUAUCAAUCGAUGAACUAGCGACACUGGCAUGUAGGGACCGUCCGACACCUGAGAAGACAGUCGUGCAGCAAUCUAAUGCUGGUAGAUCCUGGGUCACCUUCGGCAAGGCUGGCGUAAAAGUGACACGGAAAGAUGUGCCAUCACUAACGGGCGAUGGGGACGCAAUAACGUCAAAGGCGCUUGACACUUCUGUGAGCAAGAUCGUUGUUUGCGAAGUGCCCGAAGCUACCAACAUGAAUGAGAGGAGGAUAUUGGGAUCGUUUGGUGCCGUUGCUACUGCUAGCAGCGACUUUCGAAAUCGGGACAGCAGCACGGCGCCACUGAAUUCUUUCCAUAGCGGUGAACGUAAAACUGAUGUUGGGCCAGUCCUGGACACGCCGGCCGAUUAUGCUGCAGCAAGCUACCAGGGCCAUGCGUCAUGGAGUUACUUCGAGCCGGAUGAAGCGGUCACUGGAAAGGAGAGAAUGGUUGCUGCUGAGUACAAGGAAAUACCACUUGCUGGGAAAUCCGCUGCUGGCACGGAAGGUGUAUCACCUGAUACGACGAUUUCGAUGCAUGACGCCUUUGUGACACUUCCAUCGGGAACCUCUGGAAAAACAUCGGAAGAGCAUGCGAAUAGCGGGUAUGAUGUACGUUCUGCACGAGAAAGUAGCAAUGGUGAGGCAUCGGGAUAUCAAGAAGCGACGGAAGCGAUUGAUCGGUCAACACCUUUCCAUGAAAACGUGUUCGUUCAACCAGCUUCAAGUGUCUGUGCUGCUCGAGAGAAAGGUGCAAUGACGCUUGACGAGCUUGGUCACGAGGAACUUGACGCCAAGCCGUCUGCCCGUUAUGCAAAGACGAACGAUGAUGCACAUUUGGAUAGGGAUAGCCCCGCAACUUCUGCAUCAACAAUGAGCGUAGGAGUUGAGUCGGCUUCACAUGUAUCCCAGCAGAAGUUUGGUCGUAGCAGUCGGAAGUCCUGGCGUGAUGGCCGACCAGUGUCGCGUCUCUACGGAGGCGAGCAGGCUAACGGAAACGACAGUGGCCUAUACUGCGACAACGGACCAGCUGCUGUUGUUGCUGGAACUCAUUUGACCGACGAGAUUCGCAGCUCCACGAUACAAAACGAGGUAAACGUCUCUGGAUCUUCUCGAGAAGAGAACAGUGUCAGCAAGCUGAACGAUGGACGAGUGACCGUGGAGAGGAUGCAAAUACCGAUCGAAAUCGAGGAAGCUUUUGAGACGGAGGAGGCAACUGGAAGCGUCGUUUCGCAUACAACGCUUGAGGUAGCCGAAUCCGUGCGAGCCAGUGCUUUCCUAGGUUUCUCAGGAGAAGAAGACAGCCUUUAUCAUUCGCCCACACUGGUGGACGUCAUUGACUCAGACGAUUCAAGGGUCGGUAAUGCUUCCGAAAGUGAGGAGGUGGUAAAGCUGCUGUCGCUUGGCGUGGUAUCUCCUGAUGGCAAGACUCCUACUGCAGCCAUUCAAGUUGAAUCUCUGCGUCAAAGUAUCUCGCCAGACGUCGCGUUGACAAAAGCGUCGAAGCGUGUUGACUCGAGCGCAACAUCCAAUCGAGGUAUUAAGCGCCGUCCGACCGAGCUCGUUGACAACAAUGAGCCGGAGCUCGACUCGGACGAGCAUUUCGUUGCAAUGGCGAGUCCAGUUCAUGGAAAGCUUGUUCACAAUGAGACGGGACUAACCCUUGCGGUCACGCCGUGCUCGCUAGCGUGGGAUAAGCUGUGCCUGAAGCGCGAGAUGUGGAAGAGAAGUGCAGGGGGCAACACGCCGUAUGGAAGUGGUGAACUCAUGCUUGACAACUUAAGUGGCUUGGUGAGGACUCAAGAGUUCUUGGUCAUUACAGGCCCGUCGAAGGCGGAAUGCACUGCGCUGCUGUCGUGUUUAGCCGGGUACGAAGACGACAUGGAAGGUGUGGUGACCUUGAACGGCCAUGCGCGGAGCAAAACAACGGACAGCUAUGUCCCCUGCGUUGCGCGUGAAGACUUAUUUCACGAAACCUUGACUGUACAGGAGCAUUUGCUUGCUCAGACGCACCUUCGAAUGGGUCAUACUUAUACCGAUGAGCUGUGCCUGAAGCGAGUCGAGCAAGUGAUGGAAGACACGGAGCUCUCUUGUUGCCGUGACAAGUUGAUUGGAGGUGGUAUUUUCACGCUUUGUGGGCUCACCCGUGGCGAACGGAAGCUACUUGCCAUCGCAACAGCUUUGCUCACGAAUCCAUCGAUACUUUUCGUUGAAGACCCGACCGAUGGACUCGAUGCGACAAGUGCCGAGAGGGUUGUUGCCAAACUGCGGUGGCUGGCGAUUGAGAAAGGUUUGGCGGUAGUUACGACACUGCAUCACCCAUUCUCACAGUCGUAUGGGCUUUUCGACAAACUUUACCUCGUUGCAGACGCAUCGUGCGUGUAUGAUGACAAGGCUUUGGAUUGUAUUGCCUACUUCUCGACACUCGGGUACGUGUGCCCUGAGUACGUGAACCCCAUGGACCAUUUUAUGCUUCAGAUGGUUGUCGGUGACCGUAAACGAGAUACUGAAGGCAUGGCUCGACUCAGUUAUCUGAAGCACGAAUGGGCUCAACACAGUAGCGUUGUUUACGAUGAACACGCAAUCAGAGGUGCAGCAACAACGAGUCAAGACGCUGUUGUUGAUGGCAGUGGCUGGCCAAGGCACAACUAUCAUCACACGAAAUGCUGCAGCCAGUUGUGGCUCAUGUGGGCUUGCCACGUACGUCGACUCUCGCGUUAUGGAUUUGUCUUUUGGUGGCACUUGUUGGCUGCGCUCUUGAUUGGCGUCGUGUUUGGACUCGUCUACCUCGAUCUCGAACUCUCUGACGAGCACGGCAUCCAGAACGUCGCUGGUAGUUUUUUCUACGCGAUCGUCGUGCAAAUGCUUUUCAGCGCCUACCGCAGCUUUGUGUUUCUACCACGCGAGACUGCGAUUGCGUUGCGAGGGUGUCACGAAAACGGUGGCGGCUUUUCCUUUCUACUGAGUUGGUUGAUCACCAAGAACGCUGCCGAGCUGCCGUCCCUCAUUGUUUCUUCAAUCGCGUUGUUCGCGCCCAUCUAUUUGCUUGUUGGGAUCGGCCAUGGCUUCAAAGUGUAUGUCUUCAUGCAGAUCAUCAUCAUCUUGGCCGGGUGGACUGCUACUGGCUUGGUACUUGUAACUCUAGCUGCUCUUCGCAACGUUGUGCGUGCUGUCAUUGCAUUUGCCACGUUCAUGGUGCUCUUUGCCCAAUGUGGUGGUCUAUUGAUCCACGUUGGCGACAUCCCGAAUUGGCUCGUGUGGCUGCACCACAUCUCGCCGAUCAACUUCGGCUACAGGGCCAUGAUGGCAGUUUUCUGGGCACGGGUGGACACGAUUGAUUGUGACUGGACUCUUGUAAACUGCAUUGCUCUCACCGGCGACGGCGUGCUCGAGUUUUACAGCAUGGAGAGCAGUUCGGGACUCGAAAACGCUCUGUAUCUGGCUGCGAUCGGUGUAGCGCUCUUUUUCUUGGCAUUCUGGUUUCUGUUGGUACUGGCGAAGAAGCGCACGAGCGGCUUCCAGUGGCGAUAUGACUGGACUUUUCGCGGGCAAUUGGGUCAGCUUGUCACUCGUGACGCCAUGGACGACAAGCAAACGGACCCGAGGCGCAGUCUGCGUGGUCCGGUCGAGCAAAAAGACCAUUGCAACUCGCCCAUUGCUGCAGAAGCAGACAAUCACUACAUUCGCGUGGAAACUCCACGAGGUGCUGACCGUGCACUGCGCAGCGUCGCUUAUGUACCUCUCGGCUGGGAGAACGUGCGAGUAGCAGCGCCGAAGAAGUCGAAGAGCGAGACGACGACGCCCGACUUGCUCCGCAACGCCAGCGGAUCUGUACAAAGCGGAGAACUUGUACUUAUCACUGGUCCAUCGCGUGAUUCGAAUGUGGUGCUGCUGGAGUGUCUUGGUGGGCUCCACAAGACAUUGGAAGGCCAUGUGACGCUCAAUGGAAUUGCAGCAACCGCUGACGAGGUUGCACGAUAUGCUGUGUACGUGGCCUCGGAUGAUCGCUUUUACAAAACGUUGACCGUGAAGGAACAUUUACAGUCCCAAGCUCAGCUACUAGCUGGCAAGUCGAGUACUGGCUGUGGCUUAGGCUGUCGAGAUGGUGCUGAUGAGGAGACAAUGGCGUACGUGGACACGGUCCUGGACGAGUUGGCACUGAGCUCCCAGCGUCACGUCCUCAUCCAGAAUCUGUCGAAAGCGGACUGCAAACUGCUCGCGAUUGCAACGGCACUAUUGCGUGCUCCGUCGAUUCUGCUUGUCGAAGAUCCCACGUGUGACUUGGAUGUCUACUCGUCGCAGCGCGUUAUUUCAAAACUGCGUCAACUCGCACGAGGUGGACGCACUGUGCUGGUAACAAUGACACACACGUCGUCAUACGUGUAUGCCCUAUUCGACACGCUGCACCUGCUUGCGGGGGGAGCCGCAAUUUACCAUGGAAAAGCGAGUGAGGCAGUGUCUUACUUUGCUGCUCUUGGGUAUCAAUGUUCGCGGUACCAAUGCCCAGUCGCCUUCUUCGUGCGCUUGGUCUCUGAAUCUGGGAAUGAUGAAGACCGUGAUCAGACUGUACGAUUGCAGGAAUUGUGGUCGACGCAGUACGUGGAGACGCGUCUCGCUGACACUAGUGGCAAACGCACUAUGGACGACAGAAAAGCUGCUUCUGGUAGCCGCGUUGGAUGUUGCAGUCAGCUCUCGCUGUUAUUUCGUCGUCAGAUUCAGAGCCUUGCACCGUACCGAGUACUCUUUGGUUGGCACUCGGUCUGUAUGAUCAUUGCGAGCCUGAUCUGCGGCCUCAUUUUUCUUCAACUAGACUUGGACGACCAACAAGAUAUCCAGAACUGGGCUGGUGCUUACCUCUUCAUGGUGGUGCUGCAAAUGCUCGCUAUGGCGUAUCGCACAUUCGUCUAUCUGCCGUUCGAGAUGUCGAUUAUCGAGCGAGAGCACCGUCAGGGUCGGUAUCGCAUGGUCUGUUGGUACCUGACCAAAGUGGUGGCAGAAGUGCCUGCAACACUAGUGCUGUCGAUUCUGCUCUUCGCACCAGCGUAUCUGCUCAUUGGAGUCGGUCACGGAUUCAGUCUCUACUUCUACAUGCAAAUCGUGAUGUGGCUCGUGAGCUGGACCAGUGUGGGGAUCGCCACUUUACUGCUUGGCCUCCUGAGCCGCGCACGUGUGGCAGUGAUCGUUUACAUGCUCUUACUGCUUCUUUUCGUGGUCUUCGCGGGUCUGCUCCUUAAUGCUGACGAUGUACCCGACUACUUCAUUUGGCUGCGGUAUAUCUCGCCGUUGACGUUCGGGUUUGAAGCGUUGAUGAAGCUAUUCUGGAGUCGCACGGGCACUUUCGGUUGCGGAGGUGACCACGGACGAAAUAGUGCUACGUUUGCUGCCACAGACACGAUUCCUGGUUUGAGAACCGGCUCGGGAACGGAAAUGGACGGCUGCUUUGGCCACUCGGGCGAUGAAGUGCUCUCGCACUACAACUUGGAUACGUCUCGAACUUCUCGAUCCGAUAGCCUCAUUCUACUGGGGCUCGCACUGCUGUAUUUCGUUCUUGGCUACGCUUUGCUGUCGCUCCGCUGGCGUCGAUCCAAAUUGCGACCGCAUCGACAGGCGACGCGAAACGAUGUUGAAAGUCCGCCGGCGUGA
Messenger RNA from Hyaloperonospora brassicae, 7581 nucleotides. Lineage: Eukaryota; Oomycota; Peronosporomycetes; Peronosporales; Peronosporaceae. The record is from the annotation of a GenBank genome assembly.